Scophthalmus maximus (turbot) is the source of this 5159-nucleotide messenger RNA. RefSeq names its product chloride intracellular channel protein 4. The record is from RefSeq and is a predicted model, not a curated record. Lineage: Eukaryota; Metazoa; Chordata; Actinopteri; Pleuronectiformes; Scophthalmidae. The coding region runs from base 408 to 3809 and encodes 1133 amino acids. The transcript is spliced from 6 exons.
AACAAGGGAGGAAUAAAGAGUGUGUCCUCACACACCGUUAACCAGUAUGCUUGAAUAAUACUUAUGAUCUCUAAAGUUGAAAUCUCUUGAGAAAGAGAACUUCUUGGGAAUCAUAUAGACCCUCCAGGAUUUUUAGAGAGUUUUAACAUUCUCAAAACCCUCUUGGAUUCGUUCUGAAAAACUGGACUCCUCCGAAAAUCACCUGGAACAUCGCAUCUUAGGAGCUAUUCCAGGAUUUGAGAGUUGUGACUUUUGAAACAUUUUCUUUGUUUGAUCCUUUGUGUAUAUCUUCUGGAAUUCUGGGUUUAUUCAACAUUUUCUUUUAAACAUUGUUGUCCUCAGAAACACAGGAACUGCAUACCAACCCUGGGAAUUUGUCCUGAGUAAGUGUCACAUCUUUUUUUGCCAUGGCUGAACCAGGCUCCUGCCCAAACCAAGACCUAUCAAAUACUGCCAUUGUCCACAGCCCACUGGGCAUUUGUUCAGACCUGGAUACCCAGAGAGGAAGAGAGGAUGAGGAAGGAGAAGAAGAAGAUGAUGAGGUGGAACUAGCUGAGGAGGUAGGGGAGGAUGUUUUGAUGAUGGCUGAUGUAGAAGAGAGACAAGCAGAAGGAGAAAGUGGAGCACAAGUUGAAAGGGAGGAAGUGAGGAUUAUGUUACCAAAUGGAGUAAUAAAAGAGGGGGAUAGAGGAAAUGAAACGCUGGAGGACAAUGGGGAGGGAAAAGAAGAAAUGGAAGAUAAAGAGCAUGAAAGGAUGGAUGAACAGUCAAUAAAGAAAGAUGGUAAAGACAAGGGAGAGGAAGAGUCAAAAGGCCCAACGAUUGAAGCGAAUGAAAAUCCAUGUCUGUUUUCAGCAUUCAGUACUUUCUGUCAAGAGCAGAUAUCGGACAGCCAUGAAGAAAAAGGAGACAGAGAAAGUGAGGUAAAUAAUGAAGAGGCAUUAAUAGCAAGUUCAGAAACACAUGAAAGGGAUGAAAAUAUUAAGGAGGGAGACGGAGGGUUAGAAGAACACCAGAUAGUGUCCACUACAGAUGAUACAGAGAUGCUUCAAGAAUCAAGUAUUCUUGUAGAGGAGUCAGUAUCCACUGAUGACACAAACAAAACAGAAGGUGUAACUCUUUUCAUUAAUAGUGAGGUGAUGCAAACCAUUGAGGACCCAACAAGAGAUGUUACCACAUGCAUCGAUGAACAAAUCAACAUUCAAAAUGACAUAUGCCAAACCUCAGCUGCUUGUCAUAGUGGCACGCAAUUUAAUAUAAUUGGUACAUUUGAGGUGAUGGGUAAUCAGACCAACCAGUUACCAGGUGAAAAUCAAAAUGAAAUAAAAAACACAGAUGAGGAGAACAGCUCUGAAUCCAGCAAACAGGAAGAUGAGCCAACUAAUAAUAACAUCAUGUGGCAACAGAAGGGUUCCACAGAGGCAAACACUGAGGAUGAGGGAACCAAGGAGUUCAUGAAGGAUGCCAUGUUCACGUCUGAUGAUGUUGUAGACGUGGGGGGUGAAGCAAAUCUAAAAGUAGACCAACAAGAGUUGGCCCUCGUGUCUUCUGAAGAGCCGUCACAGAAAGAGGGAUGGAUUGAGGACACUAGGUCCGAAGGGGUCAAUCAGAAAGAGCAAGAGGAAGAGCAAGCGCAACAGGUUGAGGUUAAUACUCAGGAUGGGGGAGGAACAACUAUGGAAGAGGAGGAAAACACAUGUGAUGUUGUUGUUCCAGACUUAAUGUGCGGGGAAGCACAAAGCAGUGAUAAAGAAAUGCAGAAAGAAUCUAGUGAUAAGCUUGACAACCUGGCUAUGGUAGGUCCUCCAGUAUUAGAGUGUGGAGUGGAGGUACCUUUAGACACACAGCAAGAUGUGGAUUUGGAUCAGGUGAAGGAGGCCUCUGAGAUGGAGGUAGGGGGUGAAGAUGAAUUGGAUCAGUCAGGAGGUGAAGUCACAUUAGAGGAGAAUGCCUCAACGAAACAGGGUGGUGGGGACUUUCAGGGAUGGCCUUCGCAGCUCCUCAUAGAAGCCGGGGCAGAUUGGGGGGACAACUUGAGAGAACAGCCAAGAGAGAAGACCCUUGUAAAAGAUGACAGGGGAGGAGGAUUAGCGGUAGAGUCAAUGGAGGGAGAGUUAGAAAUGGCAGAGGAACCUGUGACAGUUUUAGAUGAUGAAAUUGAAGAGAUACAGGAGAAUCAGAGUAGUGACCUUGACGAACCAAAAUCAGCCACCGUCAUGGACCCUUCCGAAGAUGGCAUAAUGGAGACAAAGGAUGAAGAAUGUCAAGAGCUGGAAGUUGAGACGGUGGAACUAAGCAAAGAUGAGAAGCAAAAAGACGAAACGGACGAGGAAGAGAUAGAUGACAAGCAAAAAAAUGAUGAAGGAGAGGACGAGAAGGAUGAGAGGCAAAAAUAUGAUGAAGGAGAGGACGAGAAGGAUGAGAAGCAAAAAUAUGAUGAAGGAGAGGACGAGCAGGAUGAGAAGCUAAAAGAUGAAAAAGGAGAGAAAAAGAAAGAUGAGAUGCCAAAAGAUGAAAAGGGAGAAGAAGAUAAGGAUGGGAGGCCAAGAGAUCCAAACGGAGAGGAAGAAACAGAUGAGAAGCCAGAAGAUGACAGCAGAGCAAUGGAGUCAGACAUAAAUGCAAGAGUUAAAGGAUUCAAGCAAGGAAUGGAGAAUGGGAUCUUGUGUUCUGAGCCACUAGUCAGGAAAGAAGGAUGGGGGACAGCAAGACGGAGAAAAGAUAAUGACUGGAUUAAAAAUGAUCUGCCUGAGGAAGAGAGAGCACCAGAAAUGAAAGACUGGAGGAAGGAUUUGAAGCCAGUGAAAAAAGACGUCUGGGAAACUGAAAGGGGAAGGAAGGAAUGGAUGAAAAAGGAAGCAUCAACAGAAGAGAAAAGUCUGCCAAGGAGGGAGGACUGGAUAAAGGAGCUGAAGUCAGUGAUCAAAGACGAAUCCCUGCCUAGAAAGAAAAAUGAACAUGUGAAGAGAAAGCGAGUGGUGUUGCUGGAGGACGGCCAUUCAUACAUCCCCCAGCGGGAGGAGAUGACUGAGGAAAAGAAAGAGGAAGUGAAACUGAUAGCUGUGCGCAGGAACAGCAAAACACCCGAAGACCAGGACUAUGAGAUCUCACUCUAUGUCAAGGCGGGAAGUGAUGGGGAGACCGUUGGGAACUGUCCAUUCUCCCAGAGACUCUUUAUGAUCUUGUGGCUUAAAGGAGUCAUCUUCAACGUCACCACUGUCGACCUCAAACGGAAGCCAGCUGACCUGCAGGACCUCGCUCCGGGAACCAACCCUCCGUUUGUGACCUUCAAUGGAGAGGUCAAGGUUGACGUUAACAUGAUAGAGGAGUUCCUGGAGAACAAACUGACCCCGCCACGCUACCCCAGACUGGCCCCCAAACAUCCAGAAGCCAACACAGCCGGCAUUGAUGUGUUUGCCAAGUUCUCAGCUUACAUCAAAAACCCGAGAAAAGACACCAACGACGCCUUAGAGAAAGCCUUGCUGAAGUCUCUCCGGCGUCUCGAUGACUUCCUGCGGACCCCGCUGCCUGAGGAGAUUGAUGCAUAUGCCCCGGGCGACCUGCCCGAGUCCUCCAGGAGCUUCCUAGACGGGGCUGAGCUCACUCUGUCCGACUGCAACCUCCUGCCCAAACUACACAUCCUCAAGGUCGUAGCCAAGAAAUACCGCAGCUUUGAGAUUCCCGCAGAGAUGACGGGGGUGUGGAGGUAUCUGAACUGCGCCUAUCAGAGGGAGGAGUUCACCAGCACGUGCCCCGCUGAGAGGGAGAUCGAAUUCGCCUACCUGGAUGUUGCAAAGCGGAUCAAAUAAGAGCGAGAGUGGGGGGAAAAGGAAGGAAAGAAGGAAGACGGAUAAAUGAGAUAAAACAGGGAGGAGGGAAAAAAAACAGCAGGUCUAAUUAGAAACAAUUAGGUCAAAUUAGAAACAUAAAGCCCGUCACAAUAUAGAAAAGUACAGAGAGAGAUACAACUGUACGGGUUUUGGGUGAUUUACACAAAGGGGAAGAAAGAGGAGGAGGAUGGAGAGAUGGAGAAUUAAGUGUGUGUGUGUGUGUGUGUGUGUGUGUGUGUGUGUGUGUGUGCUCUCACAGGUUGGGUCGCACAGUGAUUUACUGUAUCUUUGUGCUAAUCCUUCUGCUAAAAGGAAUAUACUGUAUCAAUUAGACAUGCGCUUUCAGAAUUAAUUCCUGAUUCACUUUUUAUUCACUUUUCAGACAAUGGCAGGACCAGGUUCACUGCGAAAAGCAGAAUAGGUAGCACACAUACAGUACAGUAAGAAAGCACCAUUAUUGUUUUAGCAAUAGAAGUCACACCUUUUAGCAAACCCCCAUCCACCCAUGUCAGACGUCGAGGCACAAUAACCAAUGGAAUGUUUCAUUCAUAAGUCAUUGUCUGUUCUGUUGGAUAUGAGUUCUAAUAACUGCUAAUUUGAUCUCAGCACCGGUUUCUAUGAACAUUGCUGAUCUUUUAUGUAAUUAUGUUCCAGCCUUAUCUCAGUCUCAUUUCAUUCAAAUGUUCAACCGUGUCAAUAUAAUAACUGCAUUUUUAGAAGUAGUGGUACAUUUGAAACACACGUGUGAUGACUAAAACCAGUACUGCAGUGUUUCUAUUAUAAUGAAUUCUCAAAUAACAUAAUCAAUAAAAGGAAGCUAACUAGGAAAUCCUACUGUCUUGUAAAGAAAGCGUGAUGUUGGCUGUGUAAAGCAGGAUGUACACACUUCUGAGGACUUCUGAGAUGUUAUAUGUAAUCAGUAGUGCCCAGCUUGUUGGCAGUAUACACAGUCUCAUUAUUUCUGCCUUCUAAAUACACUAGAUACAAUGAAAUGGCUCAUUUCUUGCUGUGUUUUAAUAAAUUAAUUUGGCCUCCAGUACAUUUAACAAAAAGGCAUUUUGGGGAUGUCAGAAUACAGACAGCAGGAGAAAGCAUUCCAAUCUGAAACUUAAACAAUUUUAUUUCCCAGUCUUAAACAGAGGACAGAAAUGUUUUUAUUUCAUUCAUGUUAUCUCAAACCCCUUGUUCAAUUUUUGGACAUAAGCGGUUUAGCAUUUGCAGCAAAUCACCACUUUGACUAAAAUAGUCUGCCAUUAAAACCAACUAUGCUGCGCUCUGGCCUUAUAUCCUCUCCGGGGGAUAACCUUUAUUAAACUGAUUUUAUCACUG